GCGAAGACAGAAAGCGUGGACCCUGGCUAACGCUUGGUAGCCAAGCAACGUUUCAUAGCUUCUUAUCGAAUGUGAAAUACAAAUAGGGAGCGAUUGGCUAUUACUAGUGAUGUCUAAAGUUAUUUAGUUUUAAGUUAAGUUAAGACCUGGUUAAAUUAUGCAGAUGCCUUUUGAGGCAAAGCGAUGUGGAGUGCAGUUCAGUCCUCCGUCCAUAGUUAUAAUUUAUGAACACAAGGAAACCAAAAAGGUCCGGAAAAGAGUAAUACCUGUGCGGAACUUCUCAAAAUAUUCUGACUGCAACAUGGCUGCUGAAAGGCUGAAGAAUCAUCCUCGGCACAGGGACUACCUGGAGGCUGUGACACAGAGUCAGCUGGAGAAGCUUCACAUCAUCCUUAAAGAUCAUAUGCAGGGCUUCAGCCUGGUGCACAGCCUGGCCUCAUUUCACCUCGACCCUGAUGAAGACCUCAACAAACUGAGUGAUGAGGAACUAGCCCGCAAGAAGGGCCAAAUGGAUAAACUAUUUGAAAAGAACCGCCGGCACACAGCUGAUCCGAACUUUGUUUAUGAUCUGGAGGUUGAUUUCACCAAGCCCACCACAGACAGGUGUAGCUGGGAUGAUGAGUCUGAUGAUGGAUUUUAAACCUGCACUUUUACAAACAUUCGUCUCCUCAGUUGGUAUUUAUCAUCCUGGAUGUAAACACCCCAUUGUAAAUAGAAUUUAGUGGUGAAUAAUAAACCAAUUCUCACUAAAUAAUAUUGCACAGUUGAUUGUUUCACAUAUACAUUCUAAUCCAUUUUACAACGAAAAAAACGAGGCAAUGCAUGGAUAAUGGUGAAUAUUUAUUUGUUAUAAAAUACUUAAUUUUAAAAAAUACAAA
Molecule: messenger RNA, 878 nt
Organism: Betta splendens (Siamese fighting fish)
Lineage: Eukaryota; Metazoa; Chordata; Actinopteri; Anabantiformes; Osphronemidae
Gene: cep19
Product: centrosomal protein 19
Exons: 2
Coding region: 158-640 (160 amino acids)
Biological process (GO): trans-Golgi to periciliary membrane compartment transport; microtubule anchoring at centrosome
Cellular component (GO): spindle pole; centrosome; centriole
Source: RefSeq, a predicted model, not a curated record